Messenger RNA from Cordyceps militaris CM01, 3006 nucleotides. RefSeq names its product CCAAT-box-binding transcription factor. Gene Ontology annotation, cellular component: nucleus. NCBI's taxonomy places the organism in Eukaryota, Fungi, Ascomycota, Sordariomycetes, Hypocreales, Cordycipitaceae. Bases 1 to 3006 code for a protein of 1001 amino acids. The transcript has 3 exons. The record is from RefSeq and is a predicted model, not a curated record.
AUGGCAAAGUCAAAGCAAAAAGGAAAGGGCGCCCGCCGUUCUGGUGGGGGUCUGUCCUUCAACGAAGAUGCUCUUGCAAAGCUCACCUCAAGAAUUGGCCAGGGCCUAACUGGUAACGAUCAGAAGCGCAAGCGACCACCCACGAACGCUUCACCUGUGCAGACGGCCAAGAAGCAGCGCAAGUCUGACGCCACCCCCGCGACGAACGGCGCAAAGACUGAGCAAGAGGCUCUUCUUGCAGAAAUUCUUGCCCUGGGAGGUGACGAGGACGACCUAGAGCUGAUCAACGGCGUCGACUCCGAGGACGAAGUGGUUGGCGAUAGCAAGACGCCAGUGGACAAGAAGCUAAAGGACGAUCUUGCAGCUCUAUCUAAAGAACUUGGAUUCUCUAAAUUUACACCACCAGAGGCUAGCGAGGACGAGGUCGAAGAGGAUGCCGAAACAGAGGAAGACGACGAUGAAGACGACGAGGACGACGAGGACGACCAAGAAGACGAAAAGAUCCCCGAAAGCCGCAACAUGGGCAACAUGACUUUUGAGCCUCGCGCCGACUGGCACGCCUACAAGCUUGCGAAGCUGCCGUCGCCCAUCACCGACGAUAUUGGUCCCUUUUUCUCUUCUCUCCAGGCUCUAAAGCAACACGCUCAAUCUCUCUUGGAGAAAGAUGGCGACAAAUACCGAACAAGCAUGUUUGCCUCGGCUUCGCACAAGUUCUUGUCUACCAUCAUGACCUCCGGUACCUUGACUGACAAAGUCUCUGCACUCACCCUCGCUAUUCAGGAGUCUCCCGUGCACAAUAUCCGCGCCUUCGAUGGCCUUAUAAACCUGGCCUCCAAGAAGAGUAGAGGCCAAGCUAUUGGUGCCAUUGGUGCGCUGGUCGAUUUGCUUGGCCCUGGCACCCUCUUGCCCGCCGACAGACGACUUCGCACUUUCCAAAACCAGCCCGGCCUGCUUGGUACGCUUCAGAAGCACUCUUUCAAGGUCUGGGCCCCGGGUCAUCCACUACCUGGCAAGAUUUCCGAAGCGCAUCUGAUUUCAUGGAUAUUCGAAGACUGGUUGAAGGCCACAUACUUCAAAAUUAUCCAGCUAUUGGAAGGGUGGUGCUCUGAUGAAAUUGAAUACUCUCGUAUCAAGGCGGUUGAUUUUGUGUACGCCCUGUUGAAAGAGAAACCCGAACAAGAGUCCAACCUCCUGACGCUCCUCGUCAACAAGCUCGGAGACAGAGAAAAGAAAAUUGCAUCUCGCGUUUCAUAUCUUCUCUUGCAGUUGCAAAAUUCUCACCCCGGCAUGAAGCCGGUCAUUGUUCGCGCUGUGGAGCAAGAAAUCCUCUUACAUCCUUCCCAGGAUUCCCGGUCCAGAUACUAUGCCAUUAACACUCUAAACCAAACCAUCCUGAGCAGCAAAGAGCCCGCGGUUGCCGAGUCACUCAUUCGCAUAUAUUUCGAGCUUUUUGUCGCCAUGUUGAAAUCGGGUAGCUUGGGUAUUCCCUUGCAAAAUGAAACCCAGGCACAGGAGGAUGCCGAAAAGAAGGCAGAAGAACCCCAUGCACAGGACGAUGCAGACAAGAGGCCAGCAACUCGACCUGGCAGGCCUGGAGGACGACCUCCCCGAAAAGGCGGAAAGCCCAUUAGGCACACUCCAGCAGUUCCAGAAGCAGAGGCUGCCGAUAAGUUGGUUUCUGCUUUGUUGACUGGUGUCAACCGUGCUGCGCCUUUCGUCGGUGCUAAUGACGGAGUAAUGGAAGCACACGUGGACACGCUAUUCAAGAUUGCCCACUCCACCAACUUCAACACUGGUAUCCAGGCACUGUUGCUCAUUCAACACAUGUCUUUUGCCAGAGGUAUCGCAACCGACCGCUUCUACCGCACACUUUAUGAAUCUCUUCUGGACCCUCGCCUAGUCACUUCCUCAAAGCAAGCUUUGUAUCUCAACCUUUUACUGAGGUCUCUCAAGAACGAUGUGGAUGUGCGGCGCGUCAAAGCAUUUGCCAAGAGAAUGCUUCAAACCGCCGUUCUGCACCAGCCUCCGUUUGUAUGCGGACUUCUUUAUGUUGUCGGCCAUCUGCGCCAAACCUUCCCCGACCUGUCCACUCUCAUCGACCAGCCAGAAGAGUCCGUUUUUGACGAUGAUGAUGACGACGAUAUCAAGCGCCCUGUGUAUGACGGCAGGAAACGAAAUCCAGAACACAGCAAUGCUCAGAGAAGCUGCCUGUGGGAAAUGAUUCCGAUGCAGACUCAUUAUCAUCCCUCAGUCACCGUCUUUGCAGCUGGACUUGUCAACAAGGCUGCCAAGAUGCAAAAACCCGAUCUUGAUAGCCAUUCUCUUAUUCGAUUCCUGGACAAGUUUGUGUACCGCAAUGCCAAGUCAACAGAUGGUGCCAAGGGCGUAUCCAUCAUGCAGCCGCUCAGAGCCACCAAGGACUCCGGCGAUAUCUGGCUGGGCAGUCGUGGUGCCGGCACCACUAGUACCCAGGUUAACUCUGCAGCGUUCUGGAAUAAGAAGGCUGAAGAUGUUGCAGCCGAGGACGUCUUCUUUCAUGAAUAUUUCCAGACUAUCGGCAAGGAACCCAAACACAAGAAGAAGAAGGCUGCUGCUGCUGCUGCUGCUGACGCUGAGAAUGCCGAUGAAGCCGAGGAGGCUGGCGAAGAUGAGGUCUGGAAAGCCCUGGUCAACUCUCGACCUGAAAUUGAUGGCGAAGAUUCCGAUGUGGAUGAAGGCUUUGACGACUUUGAUGACGAAGAGCUGGCUUCUCUUGAUGGAUCAUCACCGGCCAUGUCCUUGGACGAUGAUGAGUCGGACGGUGGGGUUUCCAUUGAAGGCGAUGAUGAUGAGGGUUCCGAUGGUUUCGUAGAAUUCAAUGAUGAGGACAGUGAGGAGGAAAUGGAUGCCAAGAAAGAGGACAACAGGAAGAAGUCGGCGAGACGCAAGAUGCUGAAAGGCCUGCCUACUUUCGCGUCAGUGGACGACUACGCAGAGCUUCUGGCGAACGAGGAGGAGGAUAUUUGA